Molecule: messenger RNA, 3858 nt
Organism: Purpureocillium takamizusanense
Lineage: Eukaryota; Fungi; Ascomycota; Sordariomycetes; Hypocreales; Ophiocordycipitaceae
Gene: DPS1
Product: Aspartate--tRNA ligase
Exons: 1
Coding region: 797-3634 (945 amino acids)
Biological process (GO): aspartyl-tRNA aminoacylation
Cellular component (GO): aminoacyl-tRNA synthetase multienzyme complex; cytosol; cytoplasm
Molecular function (GO): ATP binding; aspartate-tRNA ligase activity; RNA binding
Source: RefSeq, a predicted model, not a curated record
CCUCAUUGCCUUCCCCCUCUCCCUCCAUCACCAGCUCACGAUAGCCGCGCCCCAGCCCUCGCUCCUGUGCAACGCUGCCCACUGCCUGCGGUGGUUUGCCUCGCCUCCCUCAAUACCUACCGCCUCUUUUCUCUCCUACGCCAAACGGCCAUACAUUGCCCUGGCGGCGACGAAAGGGUGACUCUCGAGGUUCGUUCGUACCGGCAUGUCUCGCGUCAAUUAGCUGCUGACUCCUAGAUGCAGCGACCCUAGCUUGCCCAUCCCGUCUCAGCAUUCAACGCCGCCCGAGCCCAUGACGCUGGCAAGUCGUCGUCGGUGACAUCGAUCCUUCGCCCAGCCCGCACCCGAGCCAGCCGGAUCCGCCCUGCCCUGCGCCGACAGCAACUACCACCACCACAACCACUACCACCAUAACCCAUCCCUGCUGCCCCCGUUGGCUGGUUGGCGCCCGCUGUAACCCCAGCCCAAACAGGACAGGACAGGACGGGCAGCCAGCGCAGAGCCAGACAGACCCAAAGCUCCAGGGGAGCAAAAGUAUUGAUUAGUGGAGGUGGUCCACAUUUUCGGGACACCCCCCUCCGUCAUCGCCCAGGCCAUCGCCAUCAUCGACGACACGCCGCAGAAUCGCUGCAAGGGGUCGCCGUUAAGUACCGGCGCGCGAGCACCCGUGGUCUGCCAUUUACAGUACCACCGCAACGGCUCGCAGUGCAGCGCCCGCACAGAAGCAGCCGGCGCACAUCCACGAAUCGCCUUGUCCGCCUAACCUCCAUCAGCCCUCGUCGUCGCUUUCAUCAUCAUGCCGUCCACCGCCGACAUCCUCGCCUCAGCCUUUGGCCUGCCCCGCUCCCGCUCCCGGGGCAGCGGCAGCAGCAGGGGCAGCAGCCCGGCCAGGCCCCGUCGUCAUAGUGGCGACGUGCCUCGCAGCAACGCCCCCGCGGGCCUCAACCUCAACACCAAGGACGUCGCCCCAGCCCCGGCCAAGGCCACUUACACCGAUGGCUCGCUCGCUUCGUCGCCCACGGCCAACACUCCGACGCCCUCGAGCCCCGCGACUCCCUCCUCGCCCAGCAUCCCUGUGCAGCAUCUUACCCGCCGUCACAAGACCACCUCGGACGCCAGUCAUCGUCGCAGCGGCAGCGCCUUUGGCAGCAGUAGGACCGCCCUCGGCCCGCCUCCCAAGAUGAAUGACAGUGGCGUCGAGCUUCCCCAGGGCUCCCGCAGGGCCUCUCCGCGCACCAGCAUGGAUCUGCCGCGCGCCAGCACGGACAAGUCGCUUCUCUCGCUCGACAGCGGCCGCUCCAGCAUGAGCGCCGACUGGCCGACGCACCCCUACGAGCUCAAUACCAUCGCCGAGCUCGACCGCUUGCCCCAAGGCACCGAGGUCAACUUCCGCGCUCGCAUCGCCACCCAGCGCCAGCUGUCCAAGGCACUCGAUUUCCUCCUCUUCCGCGACCAAACGCACUCUGUCCAAGGCGUGCUUUCCCGGGAGCACGUGGACAUGGUCAAGUGGGUGCAAAAGCUGGCUCCAGAGUCUCUUGUUCAGGUCAAUGGCAUCCUGAAGACGCCACCGGAGCCCAUUCGCUCUGCCACCCACUCCGGAGUCGAAGUCAGCAUCCAGUCUAUCCACCUCGUCGGCGCCGCGUACAAUGCGCCCUUCACCAACUACAAGCCCCCGGAGUCUCUGCGCAAUCGCAUGAACUCGCGCAUCCUCGACCUGCGCCACCCUUCGAACCAGGCCCUGUUCCGCAUUCGCUCCGUCGUAGCCCGCACAUUCCGCGAUGUGCUUGAGAAGGAGGGCUUCGUCGAGAUCAACACCCCGAAGCUCCAGCCUGCCGCGACCGAGAGUGGCGCCGCCGUCUUCAAGGUCAACUAUUUUGGUCGCAAUGCCUUCCUCGCCCAGAGCCCCCAGCUGGCCAAGCAAAUGUCCAUUUCAGCCGACUUUGGUCGCGUCUUCGAAGUUGGGCCCGUCUUCCGCGCCGAAAAUUCCAACACGCAUCGCCACUUGACCGAAUACACGGGCCUCGAUAUUGAGAUGGCUAUUGAGCACGAUUACCACGAAGUCAUUUACGUCCUCGACGACUUCCUCAAGUCUGUCUUCAAGAACGUCUACGCCAUGCCCGAGGUCAAGGAGGUGCAGAAGCGCUGGCCGAGCGGCGAGUUCAAGUAUCUCGACGAGACCCUCGUCCUCGACUUCCGCGAGGGCAUUCGCAUGCUGCGCGAGGAUGGGCGCGAUGUCGAAGAGGAGGAUCUCUCCACCCCUGAUGAGAUGCGCCUCGGCCAGCUCGUCCGGGAAAAAUACAACACCGAUUACUAUAUCCUCGACAAGUUCCCCGCCAGCGCUCGCCCCUUUUACACUCACAAGGACCCCGAAGACCCCAACUGGACACGCUCCUUCGACAUCUUCAUCCGCGGUCAGGAGAUUUGCUCCGGUGGCCAGCGCAUCAACGACCCCCACGAGCUGCGCCAAAACAUGCUCGACGCCGGCAUGUCCGAGGAGGGCAUGGAGGACUACAUGGCCGCCUUCGAUCUGGGCGCGCCCCCGCACGCCGGUGCCGGCUUAGGCCUGGAACGAAUCGUUGCGUGGAUGCUCGAGCUCGGCGAUGUGCGAUACGCCUCGCUCUUCCACCGAGAUCCCAAGUCGCUUCCUGAGCGAUCUCCUGGCCUGGCUCAUCCUGAGGCGGACACCACCAAGCCCCAGGCUGCCGGUGCCCCCCCGCCGAUCGAGAAGCUCAUUGCCAACUAUGGCGAUGCCUCCAACACAUCUUGGUUGGACGAGCGCUUCGAGAUUUGGCGCCACCCCACGGGCGCCGCCGUCGGCUUCGUCAGGCAAGAGAAGUUUGCCAUGGUCACUGGCGACCCCUUGUGCGACCGGUCGCAAUACAAGGACGUGUGCUCCGCUUUCGUCAAGUUUGUCCUCACCGAGCUGCGCCUCACGCCCGUUUGGAUGCUUGUUUCGUACGAGGUCCAGAAGAUUCUCGCACAGCAGUUGGGCUGGCGCACGUUGUCCUGCACCGAGGAGCAACGCGUCGACACCAACAAGCAUCACAACACGACGGGUGGCCCGAAGGCCAGGCGCGUCGAGCGCGAGGGAGUCAAGGUGCACGAGGUCAAGGGCGACGACGACUUCAUCAGCCGCGCCAACCCGGCCAUUGAGGAAUGGAAGGCGAGCCGCAAGGGCAAGCAGAUUCACUUGACCGAGGUGAGGCCCUGGGUCGACAUGGAGCACCGACGGUACUUUGCUGCCGAAAAGGAUGGCAAGGUACAGGCCCUCGUGGUGCUGGCCAAGCUGUCUGCCAAGCACGGCUGGCAGGUCAAAUGGGCGCUCGACUUCCCCGGCUCCGUCAACGGCGCCAUCGAGGUGCUCAUCGAGUACACGCUCUCGAGCGUGACGGGCCAGGUGACGUUUGGUGUCGGUGUUUCAGAGAAGCUGACCCCCGGAGAGCAUCUCCACGGCAUCCGCGCCCGCUUCCUGGCGACAACGUACAACUCGAUUGUCGAGAGCCUGGGCUUGCGCCGCAAGGCCGGUUUCCGCAGCAAAUUCGGCGCCCUCGGCGAGGAAGUCUACAUUUGCUACCCGAAGCACGGCGUCGGCCUACGCGACCUGAACCAAAUCAUCAAGUUCUUCCAGGACUGAUGGGGCCUGUGGUGUUUUGUCUUGUUGUCUUUUGGCCUUUGGACCACAGGGUCACGGUACGGAACGGACUGUCUGUCUGCGAGGGCCUUGCCUACGACGGCGUCCAAAAGCGUUGCGGAGAGAGUCACGCGAGCCUCGCACGUGGUGAGGGCCGGGUGUGAAAAGAGACGUGAUAGGGCGGGCGGUACGCGGCGAAGGGGCUGGUUAUGGUCACUGGCGGCGGG